AUGUAAUUUACAAAAUUGAAAAUUUAAGGCAAUCUUUAUUCUUUAAUAUUGCGCGACUAUUAAUUUUAUAAUUUGAUUCAAUUAUACUUAGCCAGCUUAAAUAUGAAAUAAAAAAAUAGUUAGUUUAAAUAUUAGGAAGUGGGGGUUCUUCAAUUGAUUUAAAAAUUCUAGAUACUAAUUUCUAUUCCAUUACAAAUUAUCCAUCAUUAAUAUCCUUCAAAGCAGAGAAAUUUCUCAAUUUUUAUAUAUAAAACUUAGAAAUCUGAGACUUAAGUAUUUUAAACUCAGUGCUUUUUAAUAUUACAUGCACUGAACAGGAGGGGGAUGAUAUCAUUAUUAAUAAUUUUUAACUUUAGAAUUGUAUAUUUAUUAUUUCAACAUUAUUUCUAUUUUUAAACACUAGAAGAAACAUUAUAAUUAAUAAUUUUGCCAUUAAUUCUUGCCAAUUUUAUAAUUCAUUAAUCAUAGAUUUAAUUAAUCAAAAUGUUGAAUCAAAAUUAUUAUUUAAUAAAGUAUUAAUAAAAAACUCUCUAUUUCCUAAUUCAAUGUUAAUUAAAAGAAUUGAUAAAACAACCAUAUCAAUCAAUUAAGUUUUAAUGA
Messenger RNA from Paramecium sonneborni, 600 nucleotides. The record is from the annotation of a GenBank genome assembly. Lineage: Eukaryota; Ciliophora; Oligohymenophorea; Peniculida; Parameciidae.